GUUUAUAUGAUACUCGAACAAGUUGGCAUCCCCGGCAGUCAAAGUAAAAUUAUUUGUGUAGCCAGAACCUUGUGUAUUUAAUUUUUAUUUAUUCAAGACUGAAAGUUAUGGCUUUGGUGUCUUUAUUGUUUUUAUUUAUGCUUGAUAACGGGAGAGAAGGAAUACAACUGGAACUGGCUUCCUGAUGUUAUAUAUUAGACUAAGACGUAAAUAUAUUCGGUUCUGUACAAUUUUGAACGAGAAAUGGAAAACAAUAUAAAACAACCGCUUGUUGGCGACAUUGAUAUUGGACUUGUGAAGAUUGAGCAUGAUGAGAUGCCUGAUAUUAAUAUUGUAGAAAAAAUGGAAUUGCAGUGGGAGCAGAACCAACAAAAACAACAGCUUCGUCCAAAGCCAUUUCAUCGGGGGCAAAGAAUGGUCAACUGGCGCGAAGGAGAAGUCAAUUAUUUAAUUGAUUUGGUUAAAAAUAAUUCCUAUGUUUGGAAUAGUUCUGUGCCCGAUUUUAAGAAGAAGCACAAGAAAGCAUUAUUUUGGGAACUUGCUGCAGAUAAAAUAAAUAACGCUCUAAAUCCAAGGACACCGUUUACAAGAAAUGAUUGUUUCAAGAAAUGGAACAAUCUACGUACCUAUUUUCAAGCGGAAGUGAAGUCUAUUAAGAUAAAAAAUAAUGGUGGCACCUCGGAUGGCGAAGAGAUCAGUGGCGGCUGGAAGUAUAGUUCGAAGAUGAGCUUUUUGAUUGGCACGCGCUUGCCUCAAAUAGCUGUAAAUGCGAUUAACAAUAACGAACAUUCGGUGUUCGAUGCAACGACCAGCUUAUCCGAUUCUAAUGGCGAAUCGGAAAUGGAAGUUUCAAAUCAAGAACCUCAGGAAAAUGAUUGUAAGGAAUCGAUUGCCAUUGUGGAUGAACUGCAUCAGUCGCCACCAGGUUCACCGCAAACAAAACGCAGGAAAAAUAAUGACUUACCAGAUGGACCGGAGAAUAUUAUACCCCAAAACAUGCCGAAUAAUGUGAAUAAAUUGCCUACGAACGCGCUGGCUAGUCAAUUCAAUAAAAGCGAAGAGUCGCGUUCGUAUUACUAUAGCAAAUAUGUUGGCCAAUGCUUGGAUAAGCUGGAUGCUGAUCUUAAUUUGGAGGCUAGAGAGAAGAUAAGCGAAAUAUUAUUCAAAUAUGAGAAAGUACAAUUGAAGCGAUCAUAGACUGAUAUACUUGUUAAAUAUAAUAUAUAUAUAUAUAUC
Messenger RNA from Drosophila navojoa, 1236 nucleotides. RefSeq lists its product as uncharacterized. Gene Ontology annotation, biological process: regulation of transcription by RNA polymerase II. Gene Ontology annotation, cellular component: transcription regulator complex; nucleus. NCBI's taxonomy places the organism in Eukaryota, Metazoa, Arthropoda, Insecta, Diptera, Drosophilidae. The record is from RefSeq and is a predicted model, not a curated record.